Botrytis fragariae is the source of this 231-nucleotide messenger RNA. RefSeq lists its product as uncharacterized. The record is from RefSeq and is a predicted model, not a curated record. The transcript is spliced from 2 exons. The coding region runs from base 1 to 231 and encodes 76 amino acids. Lineage: Eukaryota; Fungi; Ascomycota; Leotiomycetes; Helotiales; Sclerotiniaceae.
AUGGCAGGAUUGUUUAAUGCUCUUGUUGUAUCAAGGCAGCACAGAUUGAAUGACGAUAUUAAAUAUCCCAUCAUCAAGCGGAUCCCAAUGAAAUGGACCAGAUGCCCCGUAAGUAUGGUGAGAGAUUCAGGAAAUUAUCAUAGAGAGCCAGCCUACUUGCUGUCUUUGAAUAAUGCCCACUCUGAACAAGUUGAUCAUCAUGAUAAAACAAGGUGCUCCCUUCAAUAUUAA